GCCUUUCUCUUUCUGUCAAAGCCAGUAAGAAAACAGACCAAAAAAAGAUUGCACAGAUAGGUAUAUAUACUCAAACUGCAGCACAAGCAUCAAGUCAUUCCAACUGACCAGUGUCUCUGAGGUACUUCACAAGAAAGAUGAGCCUGGUCUGUGUUCAGUUGGGACUAUUUGUAUUUUGGAUCUUUGGUUCCUGGGGUUGGCUGAGUAACAAAUGUAUCCUCUAUGAGAAAGUGAAUUACUGGAUGUACAUUCACGCUAACUGCCCAAGCAUGAUCGGCUUCACUGCCAGUUGCUGGGAUAUAUAUGACCUCAAAGUCAACCUCUCUGUUGUUCCAUCAAACUACCAGACCCUCUGUCUCGAGAUCAGGAGUGGAUACGUAAUGCAAUCUGGCGCUCUCUCUCGGUUCUACGCUCUUGAGAGACUUCACCUAGAGGGCUUUCUACCCACGAUUCUCCAUGGCACCUUCAAGGGACUGUCCAGUGUAAAGACACUCUCUCUGAACUGUAAGGGGAUGAUACAGUGUAACAAUGCAUCGCUUCUAUCCAACACUUUCAGGGACCUGACUAAUCUGGAGGAACUUUCCAUUGACGAUUGCAUGCUUUCUGUGAUGGCACUGGACGUAUUUGGAGGGAUCCCCCUAUUGAAGAAACUCACAGUCAACAGAUGUUGUGCACAGGAGCUAUCUGAUUUGCUAUGCAGGAUAGUUAAUAUGUCACAGUCAAUAACAAGCCUGACAUUUAAGUCAAAGGAGAUAGUCACUUUGAGACCCCCAAACUGCUCUGACACCAAAGGAGCUGUUCUUGAGCUUCCUCAUUUCUAUCGUCUUCAAGAGGUGAGAUUUUCAUUCCCUAACGCUCAUCACUUAGAUAAAGGUGCAUUCAAAUGCUUUGAAAACAUCACAGAGCUCUCUGUGCCUAUGGUUGAUGAGCCACAGACACAGCUUCUGCAGUCUGGCAUCAAAAGACUGCAGGCAUUUGAUUUUUACAACAAAUGCAUUUCCUUUGAGUCAGUUUGUGAAACCGUAUUCAAACUCUCAAUCACAGAAAUUAAUGUAAGAAAUGAUCAAUUCUGGAACACCACAUCUGCUGUGAGAAACUGCCAGGGGAUAAAGAAGAUUAAUUUAAAUUAUUAUGAACAUGAUCAUGAUGCACUUAACUUGAGUUUGAUCCAUGAUUUGAAGAAUCUCGUUGAUUUGGGUGUUUUCCUUAUGCACUCGAGGGAAGUUGAAAUCAGUAUGCUUUGUGACAUUCAAAAGGGUCCUGUUCUGUGGCUGAAAAAACUGUGCCUGUUAAGCUUUCAAAUCACAAACAUCACCUCAGAGCAGUUUGGUUGCUUGAAGAAUCUGAAACAGCUGAUUUUGUCAGGAAAUCAGAUUACCACUGUUGCAGACUUUACAUUUAAGGAACUAGCUAAAUUGAGGUUCUUAGACCUACGUAAUAACAAGAUCUCUCAGAUAACAGAGAACAGUUUCUUUGGCCUGCAUGUCUUGGAAACCCUAAUUCUGGAACAAAACCCACUAGAAACGAUUGAAGCAUUUGCCUUCAUCCACCUCACUUUGCUGAAGCACAUAUGUUUAGGGGACUUUCAACCUUUGCCUAGUGAGUUGGAGAGUAGCGUGAAUGUGAAUCUGACACACAUAUUUGGUGUGUUCCCUCAAGGGUUAAUGCACAUGAACAUUUCUUCCAUGUGGUACACCCUCAACAUCAUCAUCGGCAGCAACAGCACCCCAAAACCAGGGAUUUUCCUUCAGCUCAGUGCCACAACUGUAUUCUUCCAGGACUGCUGGAGACCGUUUUUCCAGUCUGUCGUCAGCCUCACAGCCAUAACAGAACGUCUCCUGUGUGGGUCUCAUUUUGCCGCAAGAUACUUCACCUCCCUACAGUACUUUGGCUUCAAUUCUGUGCUGUCAGCUGAAUUUGUGGACAUGACUGACCUGAACACACUUGUGGAGAUGAGGUAUCUAUUUAUCCAUUUACUUAACGGUAGAGUGAGGACAAACAGCUGUAUAGUUUCAAAAGUAUACAAUAAAUUAGAUUAA
Oncorhynchus mykiss (rainbow trout) is the source of this 2039-nucleotide messenger RNA. RefSeq lists its product as uncharacterized. Gene Ontology annotation, molecular function: protein binding. The record is from RefSeq and is a predicted model, not a curated record. Lineage: Eukaryota; Metazoa; Chordata; Actinopteri; Salmoniformes; Salmonidae.